This is a messenger RNA of Dibothriocephalus latus, 807 nucleotides long. The record is from the annotation of a GenBank genome assembly. Lineage: Eukaryota; Metazoa; Platyhelminthes; Cestoda; Diphyllobothriidea; Diphyllobothriidae.
AUGACGCAGCGGCAGACUGUGGGACAGCCAGUCGAUAGGACACAGCUGAUCAUCGCAGAAAUUUUAAAAGAUGAUGACAAUAAAUACUGUGCUGACUGUGAUGCUAAAGCACCUAGAUGGGCUUCCUGGAACAUUGGCGUCCUUUUAUGCAUUCGCUGCGCCGGAAUACAUCGGGGGUUAGGCGUUCAUAUCUCUAAGGUUAAAUCACUUAACCUCGAUUCUUGGGAGCCACACCAAAUAGCGAUGCUUAGGGAAAUCGGAAAUCGUCGUGGACGUGAGAUAUACGAAGCGAAUUUGCCUGAGUACUUUCGAAGGCCUCAGACAGACUUCGCCUUGGAACAGUUUAUACGGGCAAAAUAUGAACAAAAACGAUUUAUAGCUGCAGAUUUCAUUCCACCGACGCCGAAUGCCGAUGCUGUGAACAAGGAGCUUAAUCGUCUCGAACAACUCAGUAAGAAACGACCUACGGCUUCAAAGUCUCUCGCAUUAGCAGCCGGAAGUAAGGAAUCUUCGACGAAACCUCAGUCCCGGGCAUCGAAGCCUGCGGCGAAAGCACCCCCAUUGCCCUCGCGCACGGCAGACAUUAUCGAACUCUCACCGCCUGGACCUAGCAAAAAGUCCACCAGUUCCCCGCCCAGCAAAGGUGCAAAAAAGCCCUCGAAGCCAGCAGCAUCGGAAGCUCUGAUUGAGGUCUCCGCUGUACCGUCCGCUCAACCGGAACCCACUCCAGCAACCACCAUCCAAGUGAGCUCUCUUCCUGUUUUUAUGAUUCUAACCCCCUCCCUCCGCCACAUGGGCCGUUACUAG